AGUUCAGUCUGCUCCAACGCAAUUCGAAGAAGAAGACACGCCAUAGACACAAACUGUUGGCACUCCGCGCGGAUUUCUUGGAUCUGCGCUGGACCCCCCCAGCGGCGCCUCUAGCGCCGCACCUGGCGGCUCCGCGCGCCAGGGGGGUGCUCUAGCCCAGAUCCAAGAAAGUCGCGCGGACCUCCAAAAGUUCAUGUGCAUGCUGCUUUUUCUUCCUCCAGCCAUGGCCCGAUUCCUUCUGAGCACAGUCUUCUGGCUCUCGCCGUCAAUCGGCGGAACGGCUGCCAUGACCGUUGUGUCCACCAACCAGUCCCUCGGUGUCGCGAAUCGCGGCGCGGAGGCCACGACCGCGAGUGCCUCGACGGCGACGCCGUCUGAAGUACCAACCACAGUCGGGUACAACAACGCUCUCCAGCAGGAGCCCAAACUUACGAACGGUGACUUCUCAUCCGGAUCCAAUACGCAUUCCAUUCUUUCCAAUCGUCCGAGCCCAGACCCAGUCGUUGGCGAUUCGUAUUAUUUUGAUCUCGGUGGUGUUUACGACGUGGCUUCAAUUGCGAUUGCCCCCGGUAAUGCAAAAUGGGGUGGAACCGAAUGUCCCAAGGUCAUCAACAUCUACACAUCUAGCAGCUUGAAUGGGCCUUGGGCCAUGUCGCAAGCAAUUACAAACGGUGAUUCGAGCCCUGCUCGGAAGGACUUUUCGUUGGCGUUAAUGACGACGCAAUUCGUCAGGCUGCAUUUCGUGAGUAGUCAUGGCAAUAGUCAUGUCCUUGUCCGACAGGUCGCAUUCUUUGCCAGCCAGGCGACGCCAUCUCCGACCCCGUACCCAACGUUUUACCCGACGGCCUACCCCACCGCUUUCCCGACGUCCAGUCCGACUGCCAUCCCGACCGGCGGAAGCGCUGCUGCCGUUGGGGACCCCCACCGUCAAAACGUUCAUGGCGAGCGGUUCGAUUUGAUGAAAGCGGGCACACAUGUUCUGAUAAACAUCCCUCGUGGACUGAGCGCUGAAGACGCAUUUCUUCGUGUGCAGGCUGAUGCGCGCCGACUGGGAGGACACUGCGCGGACAUGUACUUCCAAGCAUUGAACGUUUCAGGGUAUUGGGCAGAGGCCGAACAAGUUGGAGGGUAUCAUUUCAGCGUUUCUCAAAGCUCAGCCGAGGUCCCAGAAUGGCUCGCGUUGGGUCCAGUACAGUUGAAAGUCAUUCAUGGACAUACGGACAGUGGCUCCUUGUAUUUGAACGUGUUCGUGAAACAUUUAGGGCGAGCAGGAUUUGCCGUCGGAGGUCUUCUGGGGGAGGACGACCACACAGACGUGACCUUGCCGUCGGAACUAUGUGCGACGCGUACGGAGCUCCAUGAGCCUGCGUACCGAGAUGGUCCGAGUGGCUCAAAUACUUCGUCUGUCGCCCUUGCAUCCUACGCUUGACAGUGUUAGCUAAAGUCGACGGAGGAAGGGGAUGGUGCAACGUGAACCAUGGCGCGCAAGUGACCGAAGCCGCUCAGUCAAGCAGAGCAGCGGCAGAGAGCCACAUGGUUUGUCAUGUAAUCAAUUGAGGUGGCAAACAGUGGCCAAAACCAAGUGGCCAACGCCUUUCAGUGAGGUGGAGCCGAUGCUGAGAGCCACAUCGCUUCGAUGUGCUCGACUCUUUCUCCGUCCCCUCUCUUCUUCCCUUAUCGUCGCUCCAGCUGUCGCGCCCAACCAGGCGUCCUUUUGUCGUUCAAGCAUGAAUGUAUGGUUGAUGCGUCGGAUAUUCGGUUUGGCCAGGAACUGACUACUAUGCUCGGAUUUGCAUUGCCUUGGAAUGCAUGUGGUUGUUCUUAUUUCCUCUUGGCCACCUCUCCUGCUG
This is a messenger RNA of Prorocentrum cordatum, 1850 nucleotides long. The record is from the annotation of a GenBank genome assembly. NCBI's taxonomy places the organism in Eukaryota, Dinophyceae, Prorocentrales, Prorocentraceae.